This is a messenger RNA of Xenia sp. Carnegie-2017, 2093 nucleotides long. Its product is annotated as ADP-ribosyl cyclase/cyclic ADP-ribose hydrolase-like. Gene Ontology annotation, cellular component: plasma membrane. The coding region runs from base 204 to 1310 and encodes 368 amino acids. Lineage: Eukaryota; Metazoa; Cnidaria; Anthozoa; Malacalcyonacea; Xeniidae. The transcript has 7 exons. Gene Ontology annotation, biological process: positive regulation of B cell proliferation. Gene Ontology annotation, molecular function: NAD+ nucleosidase activity; phosphorus-oxygen lyase activity. The record is from RefSeq and is a predicted model, not a curated record.
UGAAUUGUACUUGACAAAGGGCUCGAUUUCAAAACGCUUUAUCAAUGUAUAAUUUAUAGUGAGUUACUUAAAAAAGCAAUUGUUUAAAAAAUAUUAACGGUUUCUCUGAAUCAUGGAAGAGUAGCAAAAGAUGAAAAUGACAGCAAUGAAGUGAAAACGACUUUCUACAUCUCAACGUAAUCCUGAGAAACAUCAGCUUAGACAUGAAGUUUAAUUCAUUACAGUUUAUUUUAAUUGUUUCAAACACAGUCUUUCGAGGGUUUGCACAAUACUUAAGUCGAACAUCUUGGUUUCCUCAGCGACAAAAGUCUGAAAAUCAAGGAACGACGAACAGAUAUGAGUUAAGGAGACAAAUGUCGUCAUUUUAUGAUAAUCCCAUUGUUUACCAAUGGAAGAAACAUUUUUCCAGCGACGAAGCGACUGUCCCUUACAGACUUGUUCGGGGCAUGCGCAAAAAUAAUCUGAACAAGCCUGCACACACGAUGAGAGAGGCAAUUAAGAGAUACCAAAAAGCACAAGGAUGGCGCUAUAAGCUUAUUAAAGGUACAGACAUGCAUUUGAUGGAUAUUUUUAAGGGGAGAUGUUGGGAAUAUCAGAAGCGAUUUGCUUUCAAGGAGAUCGUCGAUUGUACGAAAUUGUGGCAAGCGUUUCUUGCGGGUUUUGCUUAUCGCGAGCCUUGCGAUGUGACGUUAGAGGAUUACAAUGGUUUUUUUAAUAUGAUCCACGAAGGUCCUCUCGUCAACAAAUCAAUGAUGUGGUCGGGAUCUCGCGAAAUAGCCCACGAGCUCUCCAAAUUCAACAGUAGAUAUACAACGCUGGAAGAUACAUUUGCGGGUUAUUUGCUUGAUGGCAUGCAAUGGUGUGGCAUGAAAAAGAAUCCUGGAGUGAAUUACAAUUUCUGCCCUUAUGAAUGCGCAAAACAGAAAGCCUUUUGGGGAGCAGCUGCAGAAAAGAUGGCACGGAGAUCGGAAGGCAUAGUGUAUGCAGUGCUCAACGGGACAAGGCAGCAUUGGUCUGACAAACAGAUAUUCUCAGCUUACUUGACGGACGGGUACAUGGCAAGGAGUCAAAUACCAAACCUCGAUCCAAAGAAAGUGACAGAAGUGCGAAUUAUGGUCGGCCACUCUCUGCAUCGUAAAAUAUUAGAGCGAUGUGGCAUAUAUUCCAUACGGGUUUUACAAGAACAGCUGGAGCUUCAAGGAAUACAAUCCUCCUGUAUUGACGAUCCUUUGUCGAUUCGAGAUCUCCUGUGCAUGGACCAUCCUGAAGAUGAAACAUGCCAAUUCAAAGUGACUAGUUUAAUGAAGUAAGGAAAACUUUUACCAUGGGGUGUCGUGCUCUAGGCUGCGAAAAAAAUAAACUAGAAGUCUUGGAUAUCUAGCUUAAUGAAGUAAGAAAAACUUUUACCAUGGAGUGUCGUGCUCUAGGCUGCGAAAAAAAUGAACUAGAAGUCUUGGAUACAUUAUAGAGAUUGACUUGUGAAACCUUCAAGAUUAAAGUCUGUAGAUCGUGCGCAGAAAAUCACAAAUGAAGCGAUGACAGUCGAUGAGCUAGCUGUAAUGUUGCUUUCUAAAUUUAAGUGAGGGAGAGGCUCUCAUGACUAGUUUCAAGCCGUGAAAUCGAAAAAAUCGUCAUCACAUGACAUCAUAGAUGUUCACAACGUGCGACUGAAUUCAUUGACAGUUGACUGACCACACAAAUGAUAACUCAAAAGCGUUUCGACUCAAAAUUAAAAUUUGAAUAGGGCCUUUAUCAGAAAGCCAGUUCAAUUUCAAAAGAAAUCAGUCGGGCACAACUGAAUAUGUGAAUACAGCUCCCCCUUCCCCACUCGCAAUUAACGCUCUAGCUACGGCCUUGACCUUUAUGUUUGGAAUAACUUCCACUCAUAGUCAUACUGUGUUCGAGCAAGGCAAUAUAGUGUUUAUAAUAGAUUAUAGAUUUUCGAGUGUAGAAGGGGGUGCUCACGAAAGAGUGUGUAUGAAAAAUGAAAAAAGAGGCUCUGCCCUUCCAAGAAAGCGCUCAUCUAUUUCUACAACGCUUGCUGGCACUGAUAGAGAAAACAGUAUAGACAAAUAAAUUAUCAACAUCGCGUA